AAAGAAUUCUGCAAAUGAGGCGGAAAACAAAAAUGUUUUCAAAUUUUAAAGAGGCUAAACUUAAACUUGGCAGAAGCUUUGUCAAUUAGAAAUGGAAUCCCUUGGCAGAAUCUUGUCUCAAUUAGAAAUGGAGAAUCCUUUUGCACCUCACACACUUUAUUCGUUCCCUUCCAAGGAAGAAGGAGAAGAAUCGCUUUUCUCGACUCCAAAAAGCUAUCCUUUUUUCUACCUUAAAACUUAUAUAGUAGAACUGAUUUGAUAUUUGCCUCGUCAAGUAUUCUGCAACCCAUCAUCGAUGUCUUUGAGCCCUCCUCUUCCUCCUAUUCCUCCUCCUUCUCCUCGUGUCGACGCAACCAACGCCAACAACUCAAACUUCCCGCUAUACUGGUGCUACCAUUGUCACCGGACGGUCCGUAUUUCCUCGGAAAACCCAUCCGAAAUCAUCUGUCCCCGCUGCUUCGGGCAAUUCCUGUACGAGAUCGACAUUGCCAGACCCUUCUUCGUCGUCGACUUCACCCAGUUCGAUCCCUCCCCGGAAGCCCGAAUACUCGAAGCCCUCUCUCUCGUGCUCGAUCCCCAGCUGAUUGGCGACAGAUCAGACAACGAUGUUACUGGUGCUGGUUUGACAAGAAACCGCCGUGGCCGUCACUGGCCAUGGAGCCGGAACCGGGUCGUGGACGACAUCGGCGAUCACUGGGGACCGGAGAGUGGAAUCCUCGCCCGCCCUCGUUCCGGCUGGAUUAUCCUCGGGCCGUCAUCAGGCCCUUUACCUGUUGGACGGCGAAAUUCGCCAGCGGAAGGGCUAAUACCUUCGAGGGUUAACCCUCGGGACUACUUCGUGGGGCCAGGGUUUAGCGAGUUGAUCGAGCAACUGACACAGAACGACCGACAAGGCCCUCCUCCUGCGCCUGAUUUGGCUAUAGAUUCUCUGCCGACGGUAAAAAUCACGGCGGAUCAUCUGGGUGGCGAUUCAAGUUGCCCCGUUUGUAAGGAGGAGUUCAAAGUUGGCGGGGAAGCAAGGGAGAUGCCUUGUAAACACAUAUACCAUUCCGAUUGCAUUAUGCCUUGGUUGAGGCUCCAUAACUCUUGUCCCGUUUGUCGGCAUGAGCUUCCGGUUGAGACGGAUCAGAGCGGUGGAGUUCGGGUUGACGGCUUUGAAGAUUCUUCUCGCGGCGAAGAAGAUGCUAGGAACGGGAGGAGGUGCUUGAGGUUGAGGCAAUUCGCAGCUUCUUUGUGGCCGUUCCGCCCGAGGUUCCGACCACUUCAUACCCAAGGUGAUGUUGAUUUUACUACUGAUGGCACAGCUAAUUCAAGGUCGUGGUCUUGCUUUAUUCUCUAGCCUGUGAUUGUCGUAGCUAGUAAGUGCUCAACGAAGCGAUACUCAUCGGGGCUGGCUUAUGUGUUCGGGAUGUAGAUCACGAUUUCCUAAGUCUCAAACUUUGAUGCUGCAAGUUCUUUCGUUUACGAGGACAAUCAGCUGGUUGCGAAUGCCUGUUGUAUACUGAUAUCUGGAAGGAAAACCCUCCAAGCUUAUAUAGCUAAGUUACAGAAGUUAUGUGGUUUAGAAUGAUUGUAUAUGCUUUAAAUUGUACAGAAAUUUCGACUCUCUUAUCUCUUUCAAAAUUUGAAUCAGAAUUAUUGGCAGUCUGGGUGAUAAUAAAAUUCCUUUGGGUUUGAAUUU
Messenger RNA from Rhododendron vialii, 1681 nucleotides. Its product is annotated as E3 ubiquitin-protein ligase RZF1. Gene Ontology annotation, biological process: protein ubiquitination. Gene Ontology annotation, cellular component: cytoplasm. Lineage: Eukaryota; Viridiplantae; Streptophyta; Magnoliopsida; Ericales; Ericaceae. Bases 296 to 1339 code for a protein of 347 amino acids. Gene Ontology annotation, molecular function: ubiquitin protein ligase activity. The record is from RefSeq and is a predicted model, not a curated record. The transcript has 3 exons.